UACCGCGCAUCAGGCGCUGUUGUUGGAGCCGGAAUACCGUGCGUCUCUGACCGAGCCGGCCCAAUCGUCGCGCACACACUCACCGAGCCGCGCGCGCCCCUCGCCGUGGCCCUGGCGGUGGCCUCCGCUCGCCCGGAGCCCCCGGAGCGCGGCGAGAACCGGUGGGCACCCAGGUCCCCCGGCAGGUCCCCGGCGCGCCAUGCAGGGCACGUGCGCCCCCCGGCUCUAACCUGCGCGCUGACGGGAGCCCGAUCUGUGCCCAGGCCGGGGCUGCCAAGCUAACAAGGCUGUGUUCAGCAGAAAUGGAUACAGGAGGAGCAGCGUAGUUCAAAGACUAAGGGAGGCAUCGUCUCUCUUUUCCUGGGAUUUAAACGCGAUUUAGGAGGGCAGAUGCCCUACCUGAAAAGGCCAGACUUUAAAGACCCAGGCAGUGUCGUGGUCCAAGGCGUCUCAAAGCAGGUGGCCAGAUCUGCGUUUCUCAUCAGCGGACUCGCUCCGGCUGUGGCUAUUACGAAUCUGUACCAGAACAGGUUUUUAGGCCUGGCCGCCAUGGCAUCCCCAUCUAGAAACUCCCAGAAUCGCCGCCGGUGCAAGGAGCCACUCCGUCACAGCUACAACCCUGGCCAGUUCCACAGCAUGGCCAUCAGGACCGGCCCCCACGGCACCGUCACCAUACCCCGCUCCACCAGCGACACCGACCUGGUCACCUCAGACAGCCGCUCCACACUUAUGGUCAGCAGCUCCUACUACUCCAUAGGACACUCUCAGGACCUGGUGAUCCACUGGGACAUCAAGGAGGAAGUGGAUGCUGGAGACUGGAUUGGCAUGUAUCUCAUUGAUGAGGUCUUGUCAGAAAACUUUUUGGACUAUAAGAACCGUGGAGUCAAUGGUUCUCAUCGGGGCCAGAUCAUCUGGAAGAUCGAUGCCAGCUCUUACUUUGUGGAACCCGAAACUAAGAUCUGCUUCAAAUACUACCAUGGCGUGAGUGGAGCCCUGCGAGCCACCACCCCCAGUGUCACGGUCAAAAACUCUGCAGCUCCUAUUUUUAAAAGCAUUGGCUCUGAUGAGACUGUCCAAGGGCAAGGAAGUCGGAGGCUGAUCAGCUUUUCUCUCUCAGAUUUCCAGGCCAUGGGGCUGAAGAAAGGGAUGUUUUUCAACCCAGACCCUUACCUGAAGAUUUCCAUUCAGCCUGGAAAGCACAGCAUCUUCCCUGCCCUCCCACACCAUGGACAGGAGAGGAGAUCCAAGAUCAUAGGCAACACCGUGAACCCCAUCUGGCAGGCCGAGGUGUUUUUAAGGAAUCGUCUUCAGAAGCCAAAGAAUAGAGAUGUAGUUGUAGAUGUGGACAAGGACCUGGAUAUAGAUACGGUUGAAGAUAGAUUGCAUCAAUUCAGCUUUGUGUCCUUGCCCACUGAUGUACUGGAAAUUGAGGUGAAAGACAAGUUUGCUAAGAGCCGCCCCAUCAUCAAGCGCUUCUUGGGAAAGCUGUCGAUGCCCGUUCAAAGACUCCUGGAGAGACACGCCAUAGGGGAUAGGGUGGUCAGCUAUACACUUGGCCGCAGGCUUCCAACAGAUCAUGUGAGUGGACAGCUGCAAUUCCGAUUUGAGAUCACUUCUUCCAUCCACCCAGAUGAUGAGGAGAUGUCCCUCAGCGCCGAGCCUGAGUCCGCGGACACUCAGGACAGCCCCAUGAACAGCCUGUUGGCCAGCAGCCGUGGGGAGCCUCCCGGCGAGGCACCGGAGCUCCCCAGGGGCUCCAAGCCCGAGCCGCCUAGCCAGGGCAGCGCCGGGGACGCUGCCGGGAACGGGAGCCUGGAGCUGGCCGAGCCGGUUGAGGAAGCGGCAGGUACCAACGAGGCAGGAGACGACGGAGCGGGCUCUGUGGGACCUGACGGGGCUGGGGAGCUUCUGGGCCCGGGGCGUGAGGACGCCGAGCCCGCCCUGAGUGCGGAAGAACUGGCGGAGCGGCUGGAGCUGGGUGGGGAGGUGCCCCCACCGGGGCUGCUGGAGGACAGCGAAGGCCCGGGCGGCACCGGGGAGCCCGAGGCAGAGGAAGAGGCCACAGAGAGCCGGGCGGGGGGAGAGGAGGAGAAGGAGCAGGCGGAGGAGGAGGAGGGCGACGUGUCCGCCCUGGGGCAGGGGGAGGACAGGCUGCAGCUGCGGGCCUCGGUGAAAAGGAAAAGCAGGCCGUGCUCCUUGCCGGUGUCCGAGCUGGAGACGGUGAUCGCGUCCGCCUGCGGAGACCCCGAGACCCCGCGGACACACUACAUCCGCAUCCACACCCUGCUGCACAGCAUGCCCUCCGCCCAGGGCGGCGGCGCCGCGAGCGACGACGGCGCCGAGGAGGAGGCCACCCUCCAGGACGCCUCGGAGAAGGACGGGCUCAGCGAGGUGGACACACUAGCUGCCGCGCCGCCUCCCCUCGAAGAGGAUGGGGAGGAACUCGAGGGGGCUACUCCAGGCACGGCGACCCCCGGCCACUCCGGCCUGACCAACGGCCUGGGCCCGGACGGCGACACGCUCCCCAGCACAGGGAGUGAGAGCGACUCGAGUCCCCGGCAGGGUGGGGACCACAGCUGCGAGGGCUGUGACACGUCCUGCUGCAGCCCCUCCUGCUACAGCUCCUCGUGCUACAGCACGUCCUGCUACAGCAGCUCCUGCUACAGCGCCUCCUGCUAUAGCCCCUCCUGUUACAACGGCAGCAGGUUCGCCAGCCACACCCGCUUCUCCUCCGUGGACAGCGCCAAGAUCUCUGAGAGCACCGUCUUCUCGUCGCAAGACGAUGAGGAGGAGGAGAACAGUGCGUUCGAAUCUGUGCCCGACUCGGUACAGAGCCCGGAGCUGGACCCGGAGUCGGCAAAUGGCGCCGGGCCGUGGCACGACGAGCUGGCCGCCCCCGCCGCCAGCGUGGCAAGAACCGUGGAAGGUCUGGAAUCCCCCGUGGCAGGGCCAAGCAAUCGGAGAGAAGGUGAAUGUCCUAUACUCCAUAAUUCCCAGCCAGUAAGCCAGCUUCCUUCCUUGAGGCCUGAACAUCAUCACUACCCAACAAUCGAUGAGCCUCUUCCACCAAACUGGGAAGCUCGCAUUGACAGCCACGGGCGGGUCUUUUAUGUGGACCACGUGAACCGCACGACCACCUGGCAGCGGCCGACAGCAGCAGCCACCCCCGACGGGAUGCGGAGAUCGGGGUCCAUCCAGCAGAUGGAGCAACUCAACAGGCGGUAUCAAAAUAUUCAGCGAACCAUUGCAACAGAGAGACCAGAAGAAGAUUCUGGAGGCCAAAGUUGUGAGCAGGUCCCAACAGGAGGCAGUGGAGGCGGUGGGAGCGACUCAGAGGCUGACUCUUCUCAAUCAAGCUUAGAUCUGAGGAGAGAAGGGUCACUUUCUCCAGUGAACUCACAAAAAAUCACCUUGUUGCUGCAGUCCCCAGCAGUGAAGUUCAUUACCAAUCCCGAGUUUUUCACUGUACUACACGCCAAUUAUGGUGCCUACCGAGUCUUCACCAGUAGCACCUGCUUAAAGCACAUGAUUCUGAAAGUCCGGCGGGACGCUCGCAAUUUCGAACGCUACCAGCACAACCGUGACUUGGUGAAUUUCAUCAACAUGUUUGCAGACACACGGCUGGAAUUGCCCCGGGGCUGGGAGAUCAAAACGGACCAGCAGGGAAAGUCUUUUUUCGUGGACCACAAUAGUCGAGCCACCACUUUCAUUGACCCCCGAAUCCCUCUUCAGAACGGUCGUCUUCCCAAUCACCUGACACAUCGACAGCACCUCCAGAGGCUCCGGAGUUACAGCGCUGGAGAGGCUUCAGAAGUCUCUCGAAACAGAGGAGCCUCUUUACUGGCCAGGCCAGGACACAGCCUGGUAGCUGCUAUUCGAAGCCAACAUCAACAUGAGUCAUUGCCACUAGCAUAUAAUGACAAGAUUGUGGCAUUUCUCCGCCAGCCAAACAUUUUUGAAAUGCUGCAAGAACGUCAGCCAAGCCUGGCGAGAAACCACACACUCAGGGAGAAAAUCCAUUACAUUCGGACUGAGGGUAAUCAUGGGCUUGAAAAGUUGUCCUGUGAUGCAGAUCUAGUCAUUUUGCUGAGUCUCUUUGAAGAAGAGAUUAUGUCCUACGUCCCACUGCAGACUGCCUUUCAUCCCGGGUACAGCUUCUCUCCCCGCUGUUCACCCUGUUCCUCACCUCAGAACUCCCCAGGUUUACAGAGAGCCAGUGCAAGAGCCCCUUCACCCUACCGGAGAGACUUCGAGGCCAAGCUCCGCAAUUUCUACCGAAAACUGGAAGCCAAAGGAUUUGGUCAGGGUCCAGGGAAAAUUAAGCUCAUCAUUCGUCGGGACCACUUGUUAGAAGGAACCUUCAAUCAGGUGAUGGCCUAUUCCCGGAAGGAGCUUCAGCGAAACAAACUCUACGUUACCUUUGUUGGAGAGGAGGGUCUGGACUACAGUGGUCCUUCGCGAGAGUUCUUCUUCCUUUUGUCUCAGGAGCUCUUCAACCCUUACUACGGACUCUUUGAGUACUCUGCAAAUGAUACCUACACGGUGCAGAUCAGCCCCAUGUCGGCAUUUGUGGAAAACCAUCUUGAAUGGUUCAGGUUUAGUGGUCGGAUCCUAGGCCUGGCUUUGAUCCAUCAGUACCUUCUUGAUGCCUUCUUCACAAGGCCCUUCUAUAAGGCACUCCUGAGACUGCCCUGUGAUUUAAGUGAUCUGGAAUAUCUGGAUGAGGAAUUUCACCAGAGUUUGCAAUGGAUGAAGGACAACAACAUCACAGAUAUCCUAGACCUCACUUUCACUGUUAACGAAGAAGUUUUUGGACAGGUAACGGAAAGGGAGUUGAAAUCUGGAGGAGCCAACACGCAGGUGACGGAGAAGAACAAGAAGGAGUACAUCGAGAGGAUGGUGAAGUGGCGGGUGGAGCGCGGUGUGGUGCAGCAGACCGAGGCCCUGGUGCGGGGCUUCUAUGAGGUGGUAGACUCGAGGCUUGUCUCUGUGUUCGACGCCAGGGAGCUGGAGCUGGUGAUAGCGGGCACUGCGGAAAUCGACCUGAAUGACUGGCGGAAUAACACAGAGUACCGGGGAGGUUAUCAUGACGGGCAUCUUGUGAUCCGCUGGUUCUGGGCCGCCGUGGAGCGCUUCAAUAAUGAGCAGAGACUGAGAUUACUUCAGUUCGUCACGGGAACGUCAAGCGUGCCCUACGAAGGCUUCGCAGCCCUUCGAGGAAGCAAUGGGCUUCGGCGUUUCUGCAUAGAGAAGUGGGGGAAGAUUACGUCUCUCCCCAGGGCACACACAUGCUUCAACCGACUGGAUCUUCCACCUUAUCCCUCAUACUCCAUGUUAUAUGAAAAGCUGCUAACAGCAGUAGAAGAAACCAGCACCUUUGGACUUGAAUGAGGAAAUGGAAACUCACCUGACAUUUUCCUGGCAAUCACAUCACCCUUUCUGGGAUCAUCCCCUUGCCCUUUCCCUGAAUCAACUCUCCUUUGAUUUUGGUAUUCCAUGAUUUUUAUUUUCAAACCAAAUCAGGAUUGACAAAAGCUGUGCAUGAAGAACUGCCUUCUUCUGAGAUCCUACCUUCAGGCUUAUCUCCUCUACUCUCAAUGAACUGCUAGCCUGUAUGCAAUAUUAAACAACAGCUGUCUCAAGGUCUGUGUGUAUCUCCACAUACCUCCAUUACUAACAAUGAAAUAUGAAUGCAAGUUAUGCUACACUUGACCAAAUGGUAAUAAAAGUUUACUUCCAUUUAUAUAAUUUUAGGGAAAUUUGAGCAUUAAGCAUUCCGAGCUUUUUUAUGCCCAUGUCUUCUGAGCAGAGCCACCAUUUUUUAUAAUUUCUAAUGAGCAACUCCAGGUCUAGGAGUCAAUCAACAUUUUCUUUUGCUCCCACUCUACUUUUCCCUGUGCACACUAUCCAUCCAGAAACAGCAGUGACAAAGCUGCAGUUUUUAUACAUUCAACUCAUGAUUCAUAUGUGGCAUCAGUCCCAUUACCUGGAACGAGCCUAGGCAUAUGGUGCAAAUAUUACACUUUCCAACAAAAAACAAAAGCAAGAAAAACGCCUCCUGCUGAUGCAAUGUGGUGCAUCUCAAUGGUUGUGGGGAUUGUGGCUCAACCUGAGUUUAGAGAAGUCUAGGAGGGGUGCACCCCUCAUGAGCACUUACCACACAAGAAGCAGAAAACUUGUGCACACGAAGGAGAUCUCAUUAUGUAGCAUAAAGGACGAGGCUUCUCCCCACAUUGUGUUGUGUGGAAUGUGAUGGUUCAAAGAGGAGAGAGGGAAGAAGGCCAUGUUAGGUUGGUUUGAAUACCUGAGUUCUGUACUGUUUUGUUCUGUUUUGCUUUGUUCGGUCUAGCUACAGUUCUCCUUCACAAAGGAAAAAAAUGUAUAGAUAAUCUCAUGACUUUGUUAAAGCCAGGUAAUUAUUGCUUGGCAAACAAACUUUGUUUUAACUUUGAUACUGUUUUUUUCAUGCUCUUUUCUUUUUUUUCUUUUCUUUAUGAUGGUGUUCAAAUUCCUUCACAUCUGAUUGUCCCACGGGGACCACACUAAACAAGAAGCUGCAGAGAGUGAUGGUGCUUGUUCGGGGUCAAGGGCAAUAUAAUACUCCUUCUUCAUCCAUAGCAAUCCUCCUGGAGCAGACACCUAACACCCCCAGAGGCACAAUGAUUUGUCAGAAUAGAGAUCCAGUUUCUUUUAGCACUCAGUAAAGAGGUAUCUCAGAAAACUUAGUGUUUUCAAGAAAACAGUUGCAGGCUCCAAAGACAGCCUAACCUCUUGAUUCCAUUUGGAAUAAGUGCAAACAUAAUGGUGAAUCUCUAUUUUUCUAAACUUGUUAUCCAUGUUGUCUGAAAUAUGUCGUGAGUGAAAGUGUUUUUCUUCACUGGGAAAAGAAGAGCUAAAGGGGCCUCACUGUUGAAACGUCACAUCGUUUGUUUCCAAUAUACUAAACAAGGGAUAAAUGUGAGACAUUUAAGACAAAGUCAGUUUCACAGGAAGCCAUGCCUCCUGCUCCUUGUAUGGGUUUGUGUACAGGCAGCACAUUGUAUUUCCUGCCCUCCAAAAUGAAACUUCUUUUAGUAGGAAUUAUUUAUAAUGUCCAGCACACCUUGCUGCUGUGUAUCUAUUGUCAAUCAGGAAGUAAUACGUUCAGAAAUUUAGCUUCUAUUAUUGUCUAAAAGAGUAUUUGCCAAGGUAAGAUGGAAUGUGCAAGUUACAUAAUAUAAAUUUGAGGGAUCUGUAAAAUUCAGUACAUAUUUCAGUGUCUGAAAAGUUAUGAAUUCCAUUGAAGCUGUUAUUUAUAAAAUCAGAGCAUAAGAAUAAUACAAAUCAUUUCACCAUUUUAACUCUUUGAACAUCAUAUCUAGUAUAGGGAGCAUCUUUCAUUUUUAGAACUUGGUGUUAUACAUGUGUAAACACUCAUUAAUUCAAGCACUCCAUUCUCUUUUUAGUAUUUCUCUUAUUUGUUAGGCAUUGGCAAGGGAGGAAGAUGUUCAAAAGAUGGAACCUGCUCGUGAGGAGCUUUACAUUUACACAAACAUCUAAUUAACAAAUUAAUUAGAUUACUUGAUGUCUAUUCCACCCAUACACAGAAGGAACAAGGUAUCCUAGAAAAUAUAUAGAGAUAGAUAUCUCGGGCAUAAAUGGAUUUUCAACUAACUUUUCCUUCUUCCUGUUCCUCCUCCCUCCUGCCCUGGUGCCAUGGCUCUAAAUGUGUCCCACGAAGCAUUCAUUACAAGAUCAGUAUUUGAUAAAAGUAUAAAAUUCCAAAAAGAAAUACUGAUGUCAAAGUCAGGUGAAAGGAAGCAAAUCUUGCUUGACAGGGUCCCAGAUUGUAUGACAGUCUUGCACAGAAUCGUAAACAAAGGGAAGAGGAGAACAGACAGUUGUUAUGGAAUGAUUCUAUGAUUUCCCCAUGUCCCAAGUCAUGUUUCUUUAGUUAUUAUUCCCUAACAUAUGAAGCUGUAAUACAUGAAAAUUAUGUAUAAUUUUUCAUUACAUGUAUAAUUAUGUUAUUAAUUCCAUCAGCUGGAGGUGUAAACCUCCCCCAAUCAUGUGACUCAAUGGGCAAGGCAGAUCUGUUUGUUACCACUUCUAAUUUUUUUUUUUUUUACUAAAAAUAUGAAUUUUCUCCAUGGAGACAUUUUAUAUUAAUCACUUAUAAACCACAAUUGUCCUAAAACAAAACGUUUUAGAGUUAGUUUGGUAAGAGUGUAUUACCCUUAACUAGAGGAUAAACAAGAACAAUAAGCAAGAGAAAAUUUAUCUUUCAAGUAGAAAAAUGCUUUUAAAAUGCUAUGAAGUGUCACAAUAAUUUUAUGGAUAUGACAUUUUAUUCUAUCACAUGAAAAUGAUACUCCUAAAAUUAGAAAUUGCCUCUUCAGGGUAGGAGUUCUCUGUAACUUCCUAUGUAGAGAGAAGUUGGCAGUGGUUGUGAGAACUUUUCCUUCCCAUCACCACUGUAGCACAGUUUCUUGCGGGCCAUGAGAAAAUUAAGAAAAAGAGAUCUGGGAUUCUUUGGCAGGCUUCUAAAUCUUUUUCUCUUUUAAUCCAUGACCACAUGUCCAUUCAUGGUAAGUAUAUUUGUGUGGCAAGUCAAUAAGCCAGACUUUCCAGAACAGUUUUAAUGUUACAUCUAUGGCAUUGUCAGUCCAUGUGUCAAACUGUGUGUCCAAAAUUUGGGUUCAAAAAAUUUCUCAGUUGCCACAAAUGAUUUCCCAGUCAAGAUGAAACACUUUCAAAUGAAAGUAGUUAGAACUUUACAUAACAAAUGUGGUGCUUUAUUAUUAUUAUUAUUAUUAUUAUUAUGUACUUCAGUGUUCAUUAUUAAAUCUACUGCAAUACUAUAUCAUAAAAAUCUGGGAUGGAUGUUCUAGCCAUCAUGAGGUCCAAAAGAGAAAGUGUUAUUUUCCUGUUAGUGACAUGUAGUUCCUUUGUUCUAGUAGAAAAAAAAGGUGCCUAGAGGUAGUAUAUAGAGUAAAUAUUGUUCCAUUAGCCUACUUCCUGCAGCUUCCAAUUUAUCUAAGGAAAUGUCUAUAACAAUUUUGUUAAAAGUCUUUGUUCUAGUCAAUAGCAGGAGAAGUCCACAUUACUGGGCUGAUUUUGCUUACAUCAGCAAGAGAAAUGUCACGUGAUACUCAGGCAGAGCUUUCUCUUCCAUCAUACCACCUUCAAGGAAUGUCAAUAAACUCACUUUGGUAUGGCA
Felis catus (domestic cat) is the source of this 9199-nucleotide messenger RNA. RefSeq names its product HECT, C2 and WW domain containing E3 ubiquitin protein ligase 1 (gene HECW1). Gene Ontology annotation, biological process: regulation of dendrite morphogenesis. Gene Ontology annotation, molecular function: ubiquitin-protein transferase activity; protein binding. The coding region runs from base 391 to 5391 and encodes 1666 amino acids. Lineage: Eukaryota; Metazoa; Chordata; Mammalia; Carnivora; Felidae. The record is from RefSeq and is a predicted model, not a curated record. The transcript is spliced from 30 exons.